AUGGCAAGCAGAUGUAACGGAACAAACCAUAAACCUGAUCAAUGUAAAUACAAAGACGCUACCUGUAAUAAAUGUGGACGGAAAGGACACAUUUCCCCAGCAUGCAAUCAGCAACAAAGACUUAGUCAACAGUUAAAGAAACAAAGGGGUAGAGCUAAGUUACAUCAAGUGGAGGAGGAAGAGAUUGAUAUAGAUAGUUUGUUCAAACUAGAUGUACAUGACACCGGAACGAAUAGGGAACCUAUUUGGUUACAACCGAUAGUAAAUGGCAGAAAGGUCAGAAUGGAAUUAGAUACUGGUUCGGGAGUUUCUAUAAUUCCUAUGGAGAUGAAAGAUACCUUGUUUCCGAAAGACACAGUGUAUGAAUCAGACUUGAAAUUGAAAUACUCAAAUGAAACCUUGUUACCAGAAGGUUAUAUAAAGUGCAAAGUUAAUAUCCACGGUCAAGAGAAGGAUUUGAAGUUGUAUGUAAUGAGAAAAGGAAAAGUCCCUUUGUUUGGAAGAGAAUGGUUGUACGCCCUAAAGUUAGAUUGGACAGAAAUAUGGAACUUAAACCUAGACAGAGUUGCACAACUUAAGAACAAAUACAAGGAUGUAUUUGACAGAGACUUGGGUAAAGUGAAGGACUUAAAGGCUAAGUUGAAGUUAAAACCAGCAAGUAAGCCAAAGUUUGUAAAGGCUAGAAGCGUGCCAUUCGCUAUGGAGCCGCAGAUUGAAGAAGAGUUAGAUCGUCUUGUAAAAGAUGGAGUUCUGGAGAAAGUCGAUACAAGUGAAUGGGCAACCCCUAUAGUACCUGUUCCUAAGAAGGAAGGCAUUAGGAUCUGCGGGGACUUCAAAGUGACCAUUAACCCAUUGAUGGAAGUGGACCAACAUCCUUUGCCUAAAAUUGAGGACCUAUUUGCAUCACUAGGGAAAGGCAAAUCAUUUUCAAAGAUUGAUUUGAUAAAUGCGUACCUACAUGUUGAAAUAGACGAGGAUAGCAAACAGUAUCUGACAACUAGCACACAUAAGGGUCUAUUUCGAUAUAAUCGUCUCGUAUUUGGAAUCGCAUCAGCCCCAGCAAUCUUUCAGAGAUUGAUUGAACAGGUUGUAGGAGAUAUUCCUAACGUAGAAGUGAUAUUAGAUGACAUGAUAGUCACAGGACAGGAUGACAAUGAACACUUAGAAACACUCGAAAAGGUUCUGAGUCGGUUGAGUGAAUACGGGUUAAAAGUGAAUGCUGAGAAAUGUGCGUUCAUAAUUGACAAAGUGUUGUUCUGUGGCCAUGAGAUUACCAAAGAUGGUCUCCACAAGACAACUGAGAAAAUUAACGCUAUAAAAGAUGCACCGCCAAUCAAAAAUGUCAGAGAUCUAAGAUCAUUCCUAGGACUUGUCCAUCCCAGCAAAGGUAUUAGCGCCACGACUGCAGCUAGAUUACAACGAUAUGCUUUGUUUCUGAGUGGAUACCAGUAUGAUAUUGUUUACCGGUAUACAAAGCAACAUGGAAAUUGUGACUCACUAUCAAGGUUACCGCUUGAAACGUCAAAUGUACUAGAAGCUGAUGAAACCGAUGUCUUCUUUAGUAAACAGUUAGAUACUUUACCUUUUAGCAGUGAUCAAGUAGCGCUUGAAACAAAAUGUGACAUAAUUUUAUCAAAUGUACUUGAAUAUGUCGCGAAAGGAAAACCGAUGAACAGUUAUCACAUGUCGGCAGUGUAUCAACCGUUCAUGAACAGACAAUCACAAAUAUCGGUUCACCAAGGAUGCUUAAUGUGGGGACUCAGAGUAGUUAUCCCUUAUUCCUUGCGGAAUUCUGCAGUACAGGAGUUGCAUUCUGGACAUCUUGGAAUUGUAAAGAUGAAAUCCUUGGUAAGAAGCUACGUCUGGUGGCCAGGAAUCGUUAAAGAUUUGGAGGGAAUUGCUCAAUCAUGUUAUGGGUGUCUCACAGCGAAACCUAGUCCUCCUGAAGCUCCAAUUCACCCCUGGGAAUACCUGAAUCGACCUUGGACAAGAGUUCAUGUGGAUUUUGCUGGGCCAUUUAUGGGCCAUAUGUUUCUAGUAAUUGUGGGCUCAUAUUCCAAAUGGCCGAUUGUGAAGAUCAUGAACAAAACAUCCACCAGAAAAACUAUUGAGAUAUUACGAGCAACGUUUGCAGAAUUUGGACUUUGUGACGAGUUAGACAGUGUUUUGAUUCGUGAUUACCGUGACAAUGAGAAAUGGAUUCCAGGAGUAGUUAAAACCAAAACUGGUCCAGUGUCUUACAAUGUGGAAAUUUAUACCGGAGUUACCUGGAGACGUCACGCAGAUCAGCUCAGAGCCGCUAAUGUAACACCUGCAGGAAGCCCUGAAAUUUUCAUUGAUCCAGUGAUUCCAUCAACUCAGUCUAAAUCAUCAGUUGAAAGUUCAGGUCCUACAUCUCCUCAGAAGGCGAAAGUUACGACACUGACGCCGAAAGAACCGCCUCCUGUUGUCGAAUUGAGGCGUUCUUCACGCACAGUUAAGAAAUGUGUAUUAAUGGAUCUAUGA
Molecule: messenger RNA, 2505 nt
Organism: Mercenaria mercenaria
Lineage: Eukaryota; Metazoa; Mollusca; Bivalvia; Venerida; Veneridae
Exons: 4
Coding region: 1-2505 (834 amino acids)
Molecular function (GO): nucleic acid binding; zinc ion binding
Source: RefSeq, a predicted model, not a curated record